CACCUCAUUUCCUCACAACAACGAUAUCAAUAUGGUGAAAGCGGACGUGCGGAGGGAUUACUAUGCAGACUUGGGUCUAGCUCCCAGCGCGGAGUCUGAAGAAAUCAAGAAGCAGUUCCGGAAGUUAGGAAGGGAACAAGAGUUUAUUGCGAAGUUCCAGUCUAUUCAAGCCGCCCAUGAGAUUCUUAGUGAUCCACAACAACGACUCAAAUAUGAUACAGACCGGUUGCGCGCUGGAUAUGGUAAGGUCUACGGGCCCCCGAGAACGAAUACCCAGCGGCGUUCCCAGACCACGUCAACUCCCACGGCCCCUCCUCCCCCCAAGAGCUUCAAGGGCCCAGACUCAACGGCCGGCUUACGACCAGUGGCCAAAUGCCAGUACAACACCGAAUGCAGAUAUUCCGCACAUGCUCGUGCGAACCCGCAACAAUGGACUCGGGGCCAGGAUGACGCGCAAACGAGGGCUGACGCCUACAAGGGCUUUUCGGGGAUGAGAGGAGGUUCGACUGCAGGAGCAUCAUGGCGCGGCUUUGAUCCUCAGACUGGACGUACAACUGCGGGAAGCACGACCGCUGGUGCGUCGAGGCAGCAGAACACGCCCUUCGGUACAGGGACACCACGACCAAAAUCUGCCUACGAAUAUUUCAAAGAAACUCAUAAGGCGCAAAGUAACACAAGUCCUAACUCAGGUAGGAAAAAGCAAGGAUUUGCGCCAGGAACCGCUGGUGGAGGAGAUGAGCCUCCGGCAAGAAACACCUCGGCUUAUACACACAACCGGAGCGAACGGCCGAGCAGCAUGUAUUUUGAUUCUGUACCGCCACCGACUGCAAAGAAACCCCCACCAGCACCCGAGCCUCCGCAGUUUACUGAAGAAUUUGAACGGAAUAGGAGGGGUUAUGCGUCAACAGGAGGAGAGAAGACAUUUUUCUCCAGUACACCACUUGGGAGACCUGCGAGUACGCGCCCACCUUCUGGAAGUUUCCGAUCACCCAACCCUCGCACCAACGCUUCCAGCCCGGUUUACCCUCCAGCAGACGGAAGACACCACAGUGCUAGCCCUAAGCCUAGACGGAGAGCCAGCUACUCACCAUCCCCCUCGACCAGCUCAAGUGGUGACUCGUUAGAGUCGCAGGAUGAAUGGGAGGAGGUAGUGUCCAAACGUAACGGAAAACCCAAGGCCGUCCCCAAGAGUCGCCUUCCACCCCAUCAAAAAUUCUCGGAUUUCUAUCGGCAGGCAGAUUCCAACCCCGGAACUGGUGAGGAACCUUCUACCCGGCCAGGCGGCCAUCGCUAUGAGGACCCGCGCGCGCCAAAUAAAGAACCCCGGAGACCUCGUAGGGUCGCUGGAUUUGGAGAUCUUACGGCUGACAGCGACGACAAUAAAGGACAUAAUUCAGAUAGCGCCGCGUUCACUCGAGGUUCAAGUCGCCCGCAACAGCCUUCUCAGUCCACAGGCUCUACUACUCGAACCGAAUCGGCACAAAGUGCUUCUAACCCUGCGACUGCAGCCUUUGGGCGCCGAAGCACCAGUGAUGUGAACAGUCUUCACAAGAAGUUCUCUGCCGAAGACUGGAGAGAUCACAUUGAAGGCUUCGAUUUCCUUGGUGCUUCAGCUUCGAAGCUGAAUGCUGCGCGCAAAUCUCCCAACUCGAAGCCCCGGGGUCGUGCCAAGCCCCAGUAUGACUCUACAGAUUCAGUUCCUUCGACAGGGUCCGCUGGCUUGAAUACAUUCGGUAGUGUACCUGAAGAAGAGUCCCAGCAGAACGCUCAGAAGGCCCCUACCCCGUUUGCACAAGCCAAGUUUUCUGCCGACCAAUGGGCUGAGCAGCUACGUAAUCUUUCUUGGGAUGUUCCGGAGUCGGAUAAGCAACGACAGUCGGCACACACUCCUCCCCGGAGCCCUAGGAAACAGUCCAGGACCGGAACUAAGGUUCGGAGUGCUCCACAGGCUGCAAGUGUAGCCUCCGAAGCCGAUGAGGCAAAGGACACGAUCAACGGUACUUCUGUUCCUGGUGAGGUACCCAAUACUGAAGAGGCUGGUGGAAGGACUUGGGCUGCCCCAGAUGUAGAGGCUAUGGACAUUGAUAUGGAAUCGCCACCCAUGCCAAAGAAAACACCUGCCGGUGGUGCGAAAAACGCAGGUUAUCCGGAUCUCAACAAUGUCGCUCAAGAGGCGACUGCUACAAAUGCGAAGGCCCAGCAACCGAAAGCUGAUGGCAGCGCGUCAAAUACAGAGACGCGCACUCCACUUUUUGACCUCGAAAAUCUUCGCAACACUGCACCAUUCACAAGCACCAACAGCGGUGGCAUUGAAAACCUAGAUGAUGUCCACGCUACAUUACCAUUUGAGUCUCGCGCAAAGCAACAGACUACAACCAAGCGUGAUAUUCGGCCCCGCGAACUCAAGCUACCUAAUCCCCCCAAACGACCAUGGGCACCUCAGACUGUCGCCCUUUCACCAGGCAUAAUGGUCCUCCCGCUUGAGAAAUGGCAAUACUACGUCUCACAAAUGGGCACCUACAUGCACGAUUGGAACGUCUUCAACCGCAAAAUUCUGUCCCAUUUCAACGCCCGCCAAGAAGCCGUUGAGACAGGCCUCUCAUCCAAUUGGAUCAGCGCAGUCGGAGACUCUACUCGCCUGAAGCUUAACGAAGACGACGAGGCUGAUGAGAGUGCUGAGACUCGCGCGGCCGACACAUUCGAUUUAGACGAGACUCUUGUUCCUGGAAGUGGCAAGGGCGGAUUCAGCGCUUACUUGCGCGGUAUCGAAGAAGAUGUUCAGGUGCGGAAGCAUUGGGAAGUUGCAUGUGAGAUGCAUCGGGAGUGUAUUCUAGAUCUUGGACGACUCCGAGAGUGGAUUCGGAAUGGUGGGAAAGUGGUAUCUUUCUCUGCUAUAUGA
Molecule: messenger RNA, 2899 nt
Organism: Penicillium pulvis
Lineage: Eukaryota; Fungi; Ascomycota; Eurotiomycetes; Eurotiales; Aspergillaceae
Exons: 4
Coding region: 32-2899 (955 amino acids)
Source: RefSeq, a predicted model, not a curated record